AUGCUAAUCGUUCUAUCAAAUCCCACCUUUUUCAGAAACAACGGAUACCACGAACCCUGCAUGCACGAAGGCUUGAAUACUCCGUUAUCGGGCUAUUUCAAGAAGCCAGACUACGGUUUCUUUGAUUACUUGCGGGACCACCCUGCAAUACAAUCUAUGUUCAUUUCUUCUAUGAAGGCUCAAGUUCGAUCGACACAUCUAUCUUCGUCGGUGUAUCCGUAUGACCAGAAGUUGUCUGCAUCGCGAGAAAGUGAUGAGAUAUCAGUUGGGAUUGUGGAUAUUGGUGGAAGCCAGGGGGAGCUGUUGCAAGAGAUUAAAGCUUCUUGCCCAGGGAUCAAUGGUCGUAUGAUCGUACAGAAUCGAGUGGAAACUUUUGAUUCAAUGGCUACGAAGCCGGAUGGAAUCGAGCUAAUGGCUCAUGAUAUUCUUACCGAGCAACCUGUCAAGGGAGCCCGAGUGUACCAUAUGAAACGAAUUCUCCACGACUGGGCUGAUGAUAAGUGCCGCAUAAUUCUUAAACAUACCGUUUCGGCUAUGGACCGAGACUGGUCUAUUCUUCUGAUAAUGGACGCGGUCCUGCCAAUGAGAAAUGCUUCUUUUUCGCAGGCAAUGGGAGACCACUCCAUGUUGACCUUCGGAGGUAAAGUGCGGAGUGAAAAACAGUGGAAAGAGCUGUUGGCGUCUGUGGGGUUGGAGAUUGUGAAGAUAUAUGGCGGGCCAGAGCCGGAGGCUGUGUUGGAAUGUAGGAAGGUGUAA
Trichoderma virens Gv29-8 is the source of this 756-nucleotide messenger RNA. RefSeq lists its product as uncharacterized. The coding region runs from base 1 to 756 and encodes 251 amino acids. The record is from RefSeq and is a predicted model, not a curated record. Gene Ontology annotation, molecular function: O-methyltransferase activity. The transcript is spliced from 3 exons. Lineage: Eukaryota; Fungi; Ascomycota; Sordariomycetes; Hypocreales; Hypocreaceae.